Messenger RNA from Papilio xuthus (Asian swallowtail), 1684 nucleotides. RefSeq names its product serine protease inhibitor 2.1. NCBI's taxonomy places the organism in Eukaryota, Metazoa, Arthropoda, Insecta, Lepidoptera, Papilionidae. Gene Ontology annotation, molecular function: serine-type endopeptidase inhibitor activity. The record is from RefSeq and is a predicted model, not a curated record. The transcript has a single exon. Bases 62 to 1258 code for a protein of 398 amino acids.
CAGAGUCGUUGAAGCGAGUGAUUCAGUACCGUCUAUACAACGCGGUCAGACGGUCGACAAAAUGCGAAUUCCAUUAGUCAUUUUCAAUUUAAUAUCAAUAUGUUAUUGUAAAGUUGAAUUCAGUGAAAGAGCAAGAAACUUUAGUAUCGAAUUAUUAUAUCAUACCGCUGAAGAAACGAAAUGGCACACGGUGAUAUCACCUUUCGGUGUGUGGACAUUACUGACAUCGGUGUCAAUAGGAGCAACGGAUACAAGUCGCAAACAGCUGGUGGAAGCUUUAAUCCUGCCGAAGAAACAACAAGUCUUGAUCGAUGGGUACAAAAAGCUAACCAACGCAGUCUUAAAAACUGGUACACCUGAAGUUGAAUUAAAAAGUAGAAACUUUCUAUUCGGCGACAGUAAUUUUUUAAUGAAAAGCGAAUUCACGAAAAGCGUGCAGAGAAAUUUCGGUGCAAUCAUUAACAGGUUAAAUUUCAAAUCAAACACGGCAGCAGAUACGGCAAAUAAUGUUAUAAAAAAUUCCGGCCUCAAAGUAACCAAUGUAUUUAAACCUAACGAUUUCGAUGAUUCAAAAAUGAUAUUAACAAAUGUUAUAUCUUUUAAAGCAUAUUGGAAGACACCAUUCAACGUUUCAGACACAAAAGUGUCACCCUUUUACGAUGAAAAUGGUAACAAAGUUGGUGACGUGAACAUGAUGUAUUUAGAAGAUACUCCCCCUUAUUCUAGUUUCGAUGAAAUCCAAGCAUCCAUUUUGGAACUUCCUUACGGUGAUGAAGACGAAAGCAAAUACUCUUUCCUUGUAAUCUUACCUGAUCCAGGUACUACUGUAGCUAAUGUAUACAGUCGUUUAACUGAUAUUAGUCUGGAUGAUAUAUUUGAAAAACUAGCAAGUGAUAUAGAAUUAUACGGUAUGACUUCAGUUGUUAUAAAUGUGCCGAGAUUUAAAAUCAGUUCAAACUUUAUACUGAACAGGCCAUUAUUUAAAAUGGGUAUUAAAGAUAUUUUCGAUCCAGGUGCAGCUAACUUUAAAGAUAUAACUGAAACUAAUAAUGUAUUCAUAUCGGCUGUAGUACAUAACGCUGUGAUUGAAGUGACCGAAACUGGUACAGUAGCAUCAGCCGCGACGUACGCAUAUUUCGCAGAUAGAGCAAGACCAUCUGUUUUCAAUGCGAAUAGACCAUUUAUCUAUAUGGUGCUUGAAAAAACAACAAAUACAAUUUUAUUCAGUGGUGUUUAUACAAAGCCAUCGAUCUUUUAGCCUUUUAGAUAAGUGUAUGAAGAUGUUAAGUUGUUAUCUAUUGUGACGUCAAUUUAUAUUGUAUAAUAAAAAAUAAUAAUCAUUAAGAAGUGUACAUUUUAGUUUUAUAUAAAUACUAGCUAAAAAAACUCUAAGAAAACUUAAUAUUAAUAUUAGAGUAAACCCCCAAUAGAGGGUCAAUUAUUACGUUAAGUUUUCCUUCGAUAUAUUCGAAAUGUUAUAAAAUUUUAAUCUGGUAACAUUCUCAGCAUGUAAGCUAUUGACAGCAAACUUAAUAAAUUAUUUAUACUUUAUAACUAGCUGUUGCCCGCAACUCUGUUCUGAUCCAUGCACCCGUUCUGGAGAUACCUUCAAACAAUCAUCCAUCCAUCUAAACAUUCGCAUUUCUAAUAUAAUUAAGAUUUAAAAUCAAUAAAGAGUACUAAA